AAAAAAAAUAAAAAAAAUCAACAAAGAAAACCGCAAAAAUGUUCGCGACCAAGGUCCUCCGCCAGGCUGCCGCCCACGCCGAGCGCCAGCCAUUGAUCAGGUUCAUUGGAAAGCGCACCACUCCAGCCUCCAUCGACCACACCCCGCAGCCGCACCCGGCGUCGCCCACCAACCAGACACCCGCCACCUUUGCCCAGAACACGUCGUCCUCCUUUAGCAAGUACCGUGAGCACGCUCAGCAGUUCGGUCCCCUGCGCAAGACCAUCAAGACUGUUGAGGAGGCCGGUGUUGGCGGCCUAUCGGGCAGCGAGCUGGGGCCCGUGCGCCCCAACCAGGCCGGGGUCUUCUUCGACCGCAGCGAGCUGCCGGCCCGCUUCCAGCGCCAGCCCCUGACCGCCGCUGAGAUCGAGGCCAUCGAGACUGGCGGCGCCGCCAUGUUUGCCUGAGCGAAAUUUGCAACUGGCGGGACCAAAUGUGCCCGCCCGGCGUGCGUCACUUACACCGGUGUUUUCUCUGCACUUUUCUUCUUCCUUCUUUCUCUAUCAUUAAUACCAAAAGGACGGCCCGAGCGACCGGGCACGAGAGAGGCGCACCAGGAGAGGCUCCGGGGAAACUCCCCUCCGCUUAAGAACUGUUCAGGUGCAAGUCGCGAUGCGCACACAAGAGGUUGGCCGAGACAAAGCAUGGAUUUUACGUCCUGCCUGCUUCAAUGGAGUGACGACACAGGCGGGAAGCGACGGAAAAGCAUUAUCGAUCAGCAGCCGGCAUCACCAACGACCGAAUGGCACCAACAACACGAGGGAAGGGAAGCUAGCACCGAGCUGCGGCCACAAUGCUCUCCUUAGCUGACAUGAGAAGAUCCGCGGGCGCCUGGCAUGCAAUGGCCCCAUCACAUCUGCCUCUCUCCGACAAGCCGGACCUGUCGCCAAGGUCCGGGCGGUCGUCCCGGAAGGCCGUUGGAGGAGUGCGAGAGUCUGCUCAAGUUGAUCUUUUCUUAGUUGCAUCUGGUUUCCGCACCAGCAUUUCCUAGCUACUAGUAGGUUUGUUAUUUGCAUUGCUCGGACCGCAUGUUUGGAGGCAUGGCUUUGCAUUUUGGCGGCGUGUCGGGGACGGGGACGGAAGCGAGGGGGAGGUGGCUGUCGGAAACCAAUGUUGGGACAGUUGCCACGUACGAUGAGGCGUCGAAAAGCGCCUUAUUGUAUGCAAACUGGCUGCAUAGUACGUGUAAAGAUACCUAUUUUGAAACAAUCAAACAGAUGUCCG
Molecule: messenger RNA, 1263 nt
Organism: Gaeumannomyces tritici R3-111a-1
Lineage: Eukaryota; Fungi; Ascomycota; Sordariomycetes; Magnaporthales; Magnaporthaceae
Exons: 2
Coding region: 39-446 (135 amino acids)
Biological process (GO): 2-oxoglutarate metabolic process
Source: RefSeq, a predicted model, not a curated record